UCAUUUUUACCUAAUCUAACACGCAUUUUUCCCGAGAAAAACGAAAGAUCGCAGAAAAAAGGAGAAGAAAAAAUAGGUUUAUUUGAAAAUGGGAGGCAUAUGUGAAAGGUACCUAAUCUUAUCUAUGAAAAGACGACAGCAGAGAAAAGAACUUUUGUGUUUUCUCCAGCAAACGGAUAAAAAGAGCUGGAUGCGUGUGUGGACGAGAGAAACAAUGUGUAAUAUUCCGAUGCAUGAUUCUUAAUCUUUGUGAGAAAUCCAUCUGCUGCAUGGGAUUUAUGAAUUUCUUUAGAAAAUGCAGACCUUGCAGGCGAGUGAGUGACCAUCGGUGGACAAAUGGAGACCUGAACAUGUCCACCUCCAAUGCAGACGGCGGACGAGGGGAUUCCACAACAGUUGAAGACAAAACAUUCAACGAGACACAAAAGGAAGAUGUUGGGCGUCCUUCCGCUGCCUCAUCGUCCACCGUGGCAUCCAUCCUUCGCCGGAGGAUGUCCUGGGGAAUGUGUCCACUCUUCAGAAACGCUUUCUGGGAUCCCAGCCUGGAGGAUGCCUACCAGAAGUACUCGCACAGGCAGAGAAGAAGAUCAUUGGUCGUCGUCAAUCUCAUGGAUAUCAUCUUAAAAGUGUCUCUCGUGAGUUUCGCCUACCUGAGGGAUGGACUGCAUGGAUUGAUGAGUGUCAACCUGUGGGCUCAGGUUCUUCCAUACCUAGUCAUGAAUUUCCUGUUGUGUUUCUGUGCCUGCAGUCGGUGCUUCUCUCACAACUAUCUGCACUGGGGUGCCCUCAUCACCUGCCUACUUCUCAACCUACAAGCCAGCCUGGACGUGAACGUUGUGUCAGGGUGUGUGUCUUUGAGAGAAGGCACCAUGGAACUGAUGGGUCCAUGGAGGAUUCUAUUCGUGGUGUUUGUCACCUACUCCAUGCUUCCCCUCUCCCUCCUCUGGUGUCUCCUGUGUGGGUGUCUCUCCAGUCUCAGUCACGUCAUUUUUGUCACAUCCAUAGGUUCGACGAGUGAAAAAGACUUCCUCAAAAAAGAAAGAUUAUUGUUGAGCGUCCUUCCAAGAUUUGUGGUGCUAGAAAUGAUUAGGGAUAUGGCGUCUGAUGAAGACGACGAGUAUCAAACUAACAAUAGGAAAAUAUUGUCUGCUCAACAAUUCCACAGAAUUUACAUACACUGCUACGAUCACGUCAGCAUACUGUUUGCUGAUAUUCAAGGUUUCACGGCCUUGGCAUCCAGGUGCUCAGCGCAAGAAUUGGUGCAGGUGCUCAACGAUCUUUUUGCUCGAUUUGACAGACUCGCACAAGAAGAGCACUGUCUGCGCAUCAAAUUGUUGGGUGAUUGCUACUACUGUGUGAGUGGACUUCCAGAACCGAGAUCUGACCACGCCCACUGUUGCGUAGAGAUGGGACUCCACAUGAUACACGUCAUCAAGUUGGUUCGAGAAAAGACGAAAGUGGAUCUAAACAUGAGGAUCGGAGUGCAUUCUGGGAGUGUCCUGUGUGGUGUCCUAGGUCUUUACAAGUGGCAAUUCGACGUCUGGUCCAAUGACGUCACGCUUGCCAAUCACAUGGAAUCCGGAGGUAUUGCCGGGAAGGUGCAUAUAUCCAAAGCCACUCUGGAUUACCUUGGAGAUGCUUACGAGGUGGAUCCGGGAAACGGUGAGAGCAGAGAUGCUUACCUGAGGACGCAUGGAGUGGAGACAUUCCUCAUCCGAAAGACCCAUCCUUCAGUCUCACCCUCAAAGUUUUGUCAGUCGUUCAGGGGUUUGAAGAAGGCGAUGUGCAGACAAGACAGCAGAAGUGAUGAAGACGUUGGCUGGAAUCCCGAAAUACCCUUCGAAAACCUGGAUUGCAUGAGGGCUGACUCUAUGGAUGAAGAAACGGCACCCCUUCCUCCGGCCAGUGAGGAGGAGAGGGGGAAAAGCAUUAGAAAAACAUCCACCCACAGGCCCCUCACCCCUACUGUCAGUGAAGAGGUUGAUGAGCUGAUCGAACAGUCCAUAGAGAUCGAGUCCAACAAGAAAAUGCGGAAAGACCACCUGUCUUGGUUCAGCCUCGCUUUCAAAUCGCCAGACACUGAAACAAAAUUUCAUCAGAUCAGAGACAGAGUGUUUCGAUCGAAUACUUCAUGUGCCUUUGCUGUCUGGAUUUUCGUGGCCCUCAUCCAAGUCGUCAUGACACCCAACUCUCUAGUGACUGUGUCAGUUUUUCCUGCCGUCACCCUUUUCUUGGCUGCUACAUUUGCUGCAGUUUGCGCCUCGACGGCACUGGCACCUUCUGCCGGAUGGGCACGAGUUCUUGAGUCAGCCCUAGACAAUCGUAGACCGCUUAGGAAUGCCAUUUUCUGUGCCACAGUGGCUGCUAUUGUGAUUGGUGCUACUGCAAACAUGUUUUCUUGUGAGAGACACAUAAUGUUAAAUGUCACCGAAACUGCUGUGGAAACAAACAAUUUAGCCUGUCAUCAUCCCCAAUAUUUUGUGUUGAGCUGGAUCUUAACUAUGGUGGCUUGUGUAUCCUUCCUGAAAGUGCAUUACCUCCUGAAACUUGGACUUCUCUUCCUUAUGCUCACCAUCUACCUACUCCUCAUGCUACUCCUAUUCCGUGACAUCUUCGAGGGAUUCUGCGAAAGAAAGAACUGCGUUUCCUUGAAGCUCCGAGCAGUUGUUCUAUUGGUCAUUUUCUUUUACAUGGUCAGCUAUCACUGCAGAUUGAUCGAGAUAACGUCUCGGUUGGAUUUCUUGUGGAAACUUCAGGCUCAAAAAGAGUUGCAGGAAAUGCGAGAACUGAGGCAGCAUAAUCAGCAAUUGUUGAAAAAUAUUCUACCCGAUCAUGUCGCAUCCUACUUUCUUCUCCAGGACAGAAAUUAUGAGGUAAUGACGAAAGAGUUGCUGGAUGAGGAACGUUUCAGGCCGUUAGAGAAAAUAAAGACCAUAAGCAGUACUUAUAUGGCGGCAUCUGGUCUUAAUCCCAGUAGAAAGGGUCCGGAGGAGUGGGGUCACCUGACGGCGUUGGUGGACUUCGCUUUUUCUAUGCGUGAAGCACUCGACGAACUUAACAAGCAUUCUUUCAACAACUUCAAGUUACGCAUAGGAAUCAGCCACGGCCCCCUGGUGGGCGGAGUGAUUGGUGCCAAAAAGCCAGUUUAUGACAUCUGGGGAAAUACUGUGAAUGAAGCCAGCCGCAUGGAUUCAACGGGUACUUUUGAUAAGAUUCAGGUACCUAAGGCGACAGCUCAGAUUCUAGAAGCUCACGGUUAUCUUGUCCAGUACAGGGGACUGGUAGCGGUGAAAGGAAAAGGUGAAAUGGAAACAUACUACGUCCUGGGGAGGCGUCGCUCAGUUGGAAGGCAGAUGUCAGUGGGUCGCCAUCCCAGUGUACACAAAAGCCUGGCAGCAGUCGUAUAUGGACUUGUUCGAGCCCGCAAAAAGGGUCUCGGGUCAAGUCUGAGUGUUCCUAGUCCUCAGAGGCGCCUGGCAGCACAGCCUCUGGUGCCGCCCUCUCGUCACAAACUUCAGAGAAUUCUAUCUGAAACACCCCACCCAGGUAGGAGAAAACGGAUGCGUGAACGACGCAUGACGGAUGCCGGUGGCAGUAGUCACUCUUACCCGGACAUGAGGAAUGUUGUGAUUGAUCUCGAUCUGAAAGGAAUUUCUUGACCUAAAUGUUCUGCACACGACACUCCCUCCCACCCUCAUUGUGAUAUUUCAUGAAAGCGUUGCGUCAUUUCCUUGUGAAUUGUUUCAUUGUUCCACGG
This is a messenger RNA of Parasteatoda tepidariorum (common house spider), 3757 nucleotides long. NCBI's taxonomy places the organism in Eukaryota, Metazoa, Arthropoda, Arachnida, Araneae, Theridiidae. The record is from RefSeq and is a predicted model, not a curated record.